AUGAAAGGUGAAAACAAAGCGCAAGAAUUAACGAUAAUACCGAUGUUUAAGCAAAUGACAGAUUAUGAGGGUUUCAAACAACUGGAAGUCAUCCGUAUAUCAGAGUUAACCAGAGCUACCGACAAUAACACUACAUUAGUGAUUAGUGCUGAUAUAUUUAGUUUGGAUACGACACAUUCUAACUUGUAUAAUGAAUUUACACGUAAAAUAUUGUGUGAAUGGGAUUACAACGACUACAUCAUGAUGGACCUGUUGACCGCGAUCACCCUAUUUAAUCCGAAUCGACAUAAUAUAGUCCACAGACAUAAUGUUAGAUAUUUACUGUUCAAAUAUGGAUCAGAAUCGGAGUCAAAGCUACAAAAACUUAUGUUUUCAUUACAAGUGCUGCAAAUGUUAAGUAACUUUGAGUUGUCUGUGGUUAUGAAGAAUUACAAACCGUUUGCCCAUUAUAUGGGACCUCUUAUGAGGGAGAUUUAUCCAAUUGAUAAUAAUUAA
Messenger RNA from Oppiella nova, 495 nucleotides. The record is from the annotation of a GenBank genome assembly. NCBI's taxonomy places the organism in Eukaryota, Metazoa, Arthropoda, Arachnida, Sarcoptiformes, Oppiidae.